Suillus bovinus is the source of this 1902-nucleotide messenger RNA. RefSeq lists its product as uncharacterized. Gene Ontology annotation, biological process: regulation of DNA-templated transcription. The transcript is spliced from 4 exons. The coding region runs from base 218 to 1780 and encodes 520 amino acids. Lineage: Eukaryota; Fungi; Basidiomycota; Agaricomycetes; Boletales; Suillaceae. Gene Ontology annotation, molecular function: DNA-binding transcription factor activity. The record is from RefSeq and is a predicted model, not a curated record.
CAUUUCAAUAAGAUAGUUAUCCGAAUUAGCGGUUCCCUCAUGCCACUUCCGGAUCUUUAGCAUUGGACUCGUCAAAAUCUAUCAACGCUAUGCUGAUUUCGUUCUCAUUUGAGAUUCAGAAAACCCGGGUCUCAGAUAUAUAAGGGUCCCUUCAACUCCUCUUAUCACUCAACUUACGACCCCCCAGGGGCACUGUCUAAACACUACCAGUGCUAACAUGCGCACUUCAAGACUAUCUGUCUCUCGUGAACGCGAUGGAACCACCCUCACUCCCCAGAGAAAACACCGUAAAUUACUCAAAGAUGGCUCCAGUGAGGUCUGGCCAGAAGAGAUAGAGAGAAUAUUCGUUCAAGGUCUUCGAGAGUACUGGGAAUCACCUUGGGCAACCUACUCUCGCGGAAGAAGUCGUUGGAGAAAUCAAUUCUUGGUCGAGUACUUGCAGCGCGCUGGAAUAGACCGUUCCAAAAAGCAAGUUGCAAGCCACAUACAAGUACUUCGCAAUAUGUGGAAAGGCGAACUAGAAUACCACUUGGUCGCUGGUGGGGAGGAAUUACUCCUGGAUACCGGUCUCCCAACGUCAGUCAAAGCAGAGGAGUCACCUGACUCCCAUCUGUUGGCAUCGAUGUUCCUCGAUGACCACUCCCCAGCAUCAGACCGUCCCGGUCGCUCGGUGUCUCGUACGUCCCGCUCUAAAUUCCCUCGUGCAAGUCCCCCCAUAAUGGGUUCUAAGACCGAACCCGCAAUGCCGCCAUAUCCGAGUACCCGGAUACAAACGGCCGACGACGGAUGCCGUCGCGUAAGGUCAAUGUCCACUUCUGCUGGCGCUGACCCACGGCGACUCUCGCCGUUGACAUCUUCACUUUCCUCUGAUAUAUCGGUCCGACCAACAGUAUCGCAAUCGUGCCCACAUGUACCAUGUACUGCCACCCGUGCGGACUUCGACUUCAACCGUGGCUAUGAACGGCAAAAUCAAUCCGUGCUCAUCGCUGACCAGAUGUCACCGGACCUCCUCCUCUUGAAUUCUCCCCGGACUCAGGACUCAUCAACAUUGUUCUCUUGUGCACUCCGUCCACCAAUAUUAACGGGAUUGUCACUUUGGGCAGAGGGCAUGCAGCCUGCCACGGUGUCGGUGGAUGCUCUUCCCUCGCAAACACAGCCAGCAGACUCGAACGUUUCGGUUGUGGCGCUACACGUCAAGCUCCGUCUCCCUCCUAUUGAGGCUCCAUACUCUCCGGCCCUCCACGGCUUUCAAGGGUCAAUCACAUGCGAUGCUCCGCGUACCUCCAGUAUUAGGUGCUCCACAGCUGUUUUCGUCAGAAACCAGUGUAUCUCUCGGGAAAGCAGUUACUGUUCCGUAAUCACUGCGGAUGCCGCCGGACCUGAAGUAAUGGAUCACAUCACCUUACUCUUGCCCGAUUCCCAGCUAAGUCGUAGUCGGUGGAUAGACCCUGAUAUGCAAACAUGCAUCAUACAGAAAAUUGUGGUUGAUGAACAAGUCAUAGCAGUCAUUUACUACGAUCUCGACAGAAGGCAGUGUGAAAAUUUGCCGUCUGUGGAGCUCAUCGGGUUCCAAAAAUACACCGGACACACCGACAACACGACUCCGCUGCCAACCACCACUGGUACCUUCAUACCAAACUACACCUAUGCACCUGGGCACAGCAUACCUCGUACCAUCCAUGCCACUCCAACGUCUCUGUCUCAUGCACUCACCCCUUCUAGUACGGAUUCUUCCCGGGCUGUUCCUUUUCAUGAAUCGCCUUACAUAAUGUCUUCAUGAACUUAACGAACAUUACGAACUCGUUAUUUAUUUAUCACCGCACGCUUUUGGUUUGAACUUUUUGUUGUAUCAAACUUGCGGCGGAUGCCAUUCACAAGGACCAUGUUAAUUUGGACGAACGA